Messenger RNA from Poeciliopsis prolifica (blackstripe livebearer), 2726 nucleotides. RefSeq names its product E3 ubiquitin-protein ligase TRIM39-like. NCBI's taxonomy places the organism in Eukaryota, Metazoa, Chordata, Actinopteri, Cyprinodontiformes, Poeciliidae. The transcript is spliced from 2 exons. The record is from RefSeq and is a predicted model, not a curated record. The coding region runs from base 76 to 1839 and encodes 587 amino acids. Gene Ontology annotation, molecular function: protein binding; zinc ion binding.
UCCAGAGAAACGAAACCAACAUGCCUUAAAUAAAGAGAAGCCUUUCUCAUUCAGAGGACGACCAGCUCAGCAGACAUGGCCUCAGCUUGCAGCAUCCUGUAUGAAGAACAGGUCCUGUGCUCAAUCUGUCUGGGUGAGUUCAAAGAGCCCGUCUCCACUCCGUGUGGACACAACUUCUGCAAGGACUGCAUCACCCUGUACUGGAACAGUCAGGACAAUGCACAGUGUCCACUCUGUAAGAGAAAGUUGGGUAAUAAACCAAAGCUCAAGGUCAACACAGAAUUCAGAGAUGUGGUGGAGCAUUUCAACCGCAUGAGAGCACAGGGUGGCCCUAAGAUCGUCGCCCAACCAGGAGAGGUCCCCUGUGACGUCUGCACCAAACCGAAGCUCAAAGCCCACAAGACGUGCCUGGUGUGUUUGGCCUCGUACUGUGAGCCACAUCUGGAGUCCCACCAAAACCUGAAGAAGCACAAGCUGAUCGAUCCUGUGUCCAACCUGGAGGACAGGGUGUGCAAGAAGCACGACAAGAUGCUGGAGCUCUUCUGCCGCACAGACCAGCAGUGUGUUUGCAUGAUGUGUUUGAACGACGACCACACGGGCCACGAGGCUGUUCCACUGGAGCGCGCCUUCAAAGAAAGGAGAGACGUGUACGAGAACGUGACCUCUGAGAUGAAAAAGUCAGAGAUCUCCAAAUCAGAGAGUGUUAAAAAUAUCAAAUGCUUUGUGGAAAAAAGCAGGGAAACUACAGCGGAUGAGAUCAGAGAAAUUGUACAAAUUUUAACCUCUUUCGUUGCUUCUGUACAAAAAUAUCAGGGUGAGCUGGUUGAAGCGAUUGAGCAGAAGCAGAAAGACAUAGAGAAACAAGCUGAAGAUCAGACAACUCUGCUGGAGCAAGACAUUUCUGAUGUGAGAAGACUAAGAUGUGACGUCGAACAAUUUAUACAGUCAGAAGACUACCUCUUUUUGCUGCAAAACUUCCCACUCAAUGUGACGUUCGACAAUACUCAUCCGACGGACCAACCUACUGACUCCAUUUUGCGAAUGACACAAGACAUUCCUGACAUUGGUCAGCAUGGUCAUAUAGAGAUGGUGAAAAAGUCAGUUGGUCAGAUUGAAGAAACACUCAGAAAUGAGAUGGAGAUGCUGAUCCAAAAGGUUGGGUCGUCUGAUUCUUGUGAUGCACCUACACAGUCACACGCAGUCGAAAAUAUGACGGCGAACAAUUUUCUACCCGAGCGGUGGAGACAGCCUCAGGACGAGCUGAUGAUGAUCCAGCAAUGCAAUGCAGUGGACCUGACUCUGGACCCCUACACAGCCAGCAAUUGGCUCAGGGUGUCUGACGAUGGGAAGCGACUGACCGUAGGUGGACAUCAGCAGAUCUUCUCUUUCUUUGCCAGGCCAUUUAAAUACCUUCCUUACAUACUUGCAAAGGAGGGGUUUUCAUCAGGCAGGUUCUACUACGAAGUCCAGGUCAGCAGCUGUAAAAGAUGGCUCUUAGGAGUGACCAAAGAGUUUAUUAACAGAGAGAUUUACUUCGAGCCUACCCCUGAGGACGGGGCGUGGAUAUUAAACACACAGAACCAAAUUCAGACCGUUAGGGUGUUUGUCAACUACGAGGAGGGUAAAGUCUCUUUCUACGAUGUGGAAGCCAGGUCUGAGAUAUACACAUUUACAGGAUGUGCAUUCAAGGAGACAACACCUCUGAGAUCAUUUAUUUCCUCAGUGGCUGGUAUUUCAUCCAUUCACAGACCAAAACUAUACCCUGUAUUUGGAAUAUAUAAUAAUUAUAUUAAUUAUUAUGGGGAUAGUCUUGUUAUCACCCCUGUAAGCAAACCUUAAGCUAAAGUAAGAGGUCAGGGGAAUCCUGUACGACCAUAAAGUUCAGAAUAUUGCGAAUCAUUCUCUUAUUUCUGCCAGAUGGCCUAUCAGUCUGAAAAUGAGUCACCGUUUGGUGUGCAUUUUCUGUAAUACUCAAAUCUGACCACUAAGUGGCACUAAUGUUCAAUAAAUAUUCAACUCCAUUACAAGUGGAUCAGUUCAUCGGGUCCCUCACAGCUUAGGAACAAAUAACAAAUAUCUGAAGAUAAAGAAUAGAUGAAGAUCACAGGAUUGUUAUUUAACCAGGCUAAUAUUACAAAUAUUUUUUUUCUCCACUCCAGAGCCACAAACUUUAAUGCAUUUUUGGGGGGAUUUCAGGUGCUGGAUUGAAACAAACAUGCAUUUCUUAUUGGGACAUAGCCACCUCUUUCUGUGCAAAUGCAUGUUUACAUCCUUGCUGUUAUUUGAAGAAUUUUUCUGCACAUUUUUUAUUUCUAAAAACAUUUCUGCUGUAAUUUGCACCUUGCCCCCCCCUGCUUUUUGUAGUUUGUUUUUUAUGGAUCAUUCCACACGUUUUGUACAUUCUUAAUGACCCCAUGCAGUUGCACAUUUGUCUUAAUCUGAGCAUGCAGAUUUUAAAUUAAUUGUGAUUAAACAGGUUAAUAACUGCAAAAUGUAAUUCUUCUAAUGCUGUAAAUCUGCCCUCACUGUACAAUCUUACUUUGAUCUAUUUUACCUUUGCGCGAAUACGAAUGCUUUCACUUAUCUCUAACUUGCUGACAAAUUUCCCCUCAGUGGGACAAUGAAUUAUAAUCCUACUACAUUCUAACUGAGACCUGCAAUGGGAUAGCUUGUCUGAUUUAUGCAUUUCACAAUUGUUUGUUAAAUGGCUUUUAUUAAAAUUUUAC